AUGAGUUCUCCGACGCGAGGUACAUCCGCCACUGUAUCAAGAACUGGUUUUGACCGUCGCGACGGCGUCGCCGCAGGAGACAUCCUUCAUGGUUUUGUCGAUCCCUUUGCUCGUCAACGAGAGCAGGCGGUGGUCGGUCAAUCUCGACGCGUCGUCGACGAGUUAGUGCAUGAGGUGCAUGAUCUUCGUGACCGCGUGGCGCGUCUUGAAAAACAAGUGGGUCUUACCUUAAGGGUCCCUCGACUUGUGGAAGCACCAACUCCUUCAGCACAAGCGCCUCGUGAUCCACCGCGACGGAUCAAGAAAAGUCGCUAA
Molecule: messenger RNA, 315 nt
Organism: Peronospora matthiolae
Lineage: Eukaryota; Oomycota; Peronosporomycetes; Peronosporales; Peronosporaceae
Source: the annotation of a GenBank genome assembly